Dendrobium catenatum is the source of this 1187-nucleotide messenger RNA. Its product is annotated as PHD finger protein ALFIN-LIKE 1. Gene Ontology annotation, molecular function: histone binding; transcription cis-regulatory region binding; transcription coregulator activity. NCBI's taxonomy places the organism in Eukaryota, Viridiplantae, Streptophyta, Magnoliopsida, Asparagales, Orchidaceae. The transcript has 5 exons. Gene Ontology annotation, cellular component: nucleus. The coding region runs from base 36 to 935 and encodes 299 amino acids. The record is from RefSeq and is a predicted model, not a curated record. Gene Ontology annotation, biological process: regulation of DNA-templated transcription.
CCGUCCAUUGGAAGAAAGGGUAUUACUAAAACUAGAUGGACGGUCUAGAUCAGUUGAUUUACCAAGAAAAAAAGAACGUCCCUAUCCAGGUAGUUUGUUUCUCUUUUUUAGAUCUCUCCGUAUCAAAAAGCGGCAACCAUUUAGCUCAGUAUUUUCCUCUUCACGGAUCCCUCGCCCUACUAUUGCCGGCGGCGAGCUCGAGCUCGAUCUCCAUGGAGAUGCCCUCUAUCUCCUCGACUCCCCGCACCGUCGAAGAGAUCUUCAAAGACUUCUGCGGCCGACGCAGCGGCAUCAUCCGCGCUCUUAAUCAAGAGGUCGAUGAAUUCUACGCACUCUGCGAUCCGGAAAAGGAGAACUUGUGCCUGUACGGGCAUCCGAACAGCACGUGGGAGGUGACUCUUCCGGCGGAAGAGGUGCCGCCGGAGCUUCCGGAACCUGCGCUAGGAAUAAAUUUCGCCAGAGAUGGAAUGAACCGGAGGGAUUGGCUCUCUCUAGUAGCGGUGCACAGUGACUCCUGGCUGCUCUCUGUUGCCUUCUAUCUUGGGGCACGUUUCAAUGGCAAUGAAAGGAAGCGAUUGUUCAGCAUGAUCAAUGAUUUACCAACUGUUUUUGAGGUCGUUACUGAAAGGAAGCCAGGAAGGGAGAAGUCUGAUAAUGGAAGCAAGUCUAAACAAUCAACCAAGCGAACGAGCGACGGGCAGAUCAAGAACAAUACAAAGCAUGCUGAUGACGGCUAUGGAGAAGAUGAAGACGAGCACAGCGAAACCCUUUGCGGAGCUUGCGGUGGCAAUUACAGCCCCAGUGAAUUCUGGAUUGGAUGCGAUGUGUGUGAGAGGUGGUUUCAUGGUAAGUGCGUAAAGAUCACGCCGGCUAAAGCUGAGAGCAUAAAGCAGUACAAAUGCCCCAGCUGCAGUUCGAAGCGAGGAAGACAGUAGUAGUAAAAUCAGAGAAAAAGAGAGAAGGAUGGAGAAUUUGUAUCUUCUGUUUGCUGACAGAUUUCAAGAUGUUUUGUUUUGUUCAUGGUUAAUAUAUUAGAUUCUAGUGGUGUUUCUUUAUGGUGUUAGUGUUUAUAGAUUAUGAACUAUACAGCUGCGAACUCUUUUUAAGUAUACAUAUACAGGAAGAGAAUAGUUGGCUGUAAACAUUAAUUUUAGAAAUGGACUUCAGCUUCGCAUGCUUUUCUUCCA